This is a messenger RNA of Colletotrichum fioriniae, 1332 nucleotides long. RefSeq lists its product as uncharacterized. The record is from RefSeq and is a predicted model, not a curated record. Lineage: Eukaryota; Fungi; Ascomycota; Sordariomycetes; Glomerellales; Glomerellaceae.
AUGCUUCGCUCUUCGCGUCAACUCGCUCGGCUUGCUCCGCGCAAAUUCGCAGCUCCCUCAACAGUCCCAUCAACAUCCUUCUCGACAAGAACUCCGUCGAGUUCUCCUCACACCCCCAGGCGACCUGCUUCGGUCCUCCAAGCUCGCCUGACUCCCUUGUCCCUCCAAGCACGAUACACAAAUUCGCCUUACGACAAGAUUGAUAAGAAGGCCGAGGCCGAGAUUGCAAAAAAGAAGCUCGAGUCUAAUCCCGAGGCGGUUUCGACCGAGUCGUCUAGGAUCCAUCUCUUUGAGCCGGAACCCGCAAAAGCACAAAAGGAAGAGGAUCUCACAGGAGGACUCAAGAAGGAGUUGAACAUUGUCAAGGAUACCUUCAAUCUCAGCGAAGUGCCAAGGGAGCCCUACUUGCUCGGUCUUGCAGGCACUUUGCCCUACCUUGCGACAUCCCUGAGUACAGUCUACCUGAGCUGGGAUCUGAACCUCGAAUGGCCCUCCACGUCGACAUUUGCAAACCAUAUUUACAUGAACCAUGAUUCGGCGCAAUACUGGCUGAGCCUCCUCGAGCCUAUCCAGCUCGGAUAUGGCGCCAUCAUCAUCUCCUUCCUUGGAGCAGUCCAUUGGGGUAUGGAAUACGCCGAAAAGACGCCUCAUCCCACCCGAACAAAGUUCCGCUACGGCAUGGGUGUCGUCGCGCCUAUGAUUGCCUGGCCAUCCCUUCUCAUGCCCGUCGAAUAUGCCCUCACCUCGCAAUUCGCCGCCUUCACCUUCCUCUACCUUGCCGAUACCCGAGCCAAAAACAAGGGCUGGACCCCACAGUGGUAUGGAAUCUACCGCUUUGUCCUGACUGCCAUUGUUGGAGUCUCCAUCUUUGUCAGCUUGGUUGGUCGCACCAAGAUUGGCAACGCACAACCCCACAUUGGCGAGGGCCUAGCCGAGAGCAUGCACCAGGGCAAGACCGAUACAACCAAGGACUGGGCUAAGCUUGAGGAGGAGGAGAGAAAGAAGCAGAAGAAGGAGAAGGAGGAGGCCGAGAAGAAGAAGAAGGAAGAAGAGAAGAAGCAAAAGGAGGAGGAGAAGAAGAAUGCCAAGAAGGGUGACUCCAAGAGCAAGACCAAGAAGGACGGCAAGAAGGACACCGGUGCUAACAAAAAGGACGACUCCGAGGAGGAGGAGGAGAGGGAGGAGGAUAAGCAAGACGAGGACGACAAGCAGGAUGAUGAGAAUGAAGAAAAGUCUAAGGACAAGGACGGGUCCAAGGAUGACUCCGAGGAUGGGGAUAAGGACGAUUCCAAGUCCAAGGACGAGGGCAAAAAGAAGGAGAAGAAGGAGUAA